Molecule: messenger RNA, 3541 nt
Organism: Sodiomyces alkalinus F11
Lineage: Eukaryota; Fungi; Ascomycota; Sordariomycetes; Glomerellales; Plectosphaerellaceae
Product: CDC45-like protein
Exons: 3
Coding region: 436-3078 (880 amino acids)
Biological process (GO): DNA replication initiation; mitotic DNA replication preinitiation complex assembly; double-strand break repair via break-induced replication
Cellular component (GO): DNA replication preinitiation complex
Molecular function (GO): single-stranded DNA binding; DNA replication origin binding; chromatin binding
Source: RefSeq, a predicted model, not a curated record
GGUCAAGGUCAAGUCAACACCGUUCCAUUAUUCACCCAUCACCUUUUAGUAUCUGACAAAGUGACAUUAUUCCUCACUGUCCCCUCUGCCCUACUCUGUGUUUCUUCACAUAACACAACAGAUCCAUCAUACUGCCUUCUUCUCCUUCUUGUAUCCCUAGUCACUCCUAUCGGUGGCCUUCUACUCACCGUCCUACGUCCUACGUCCAGCAUCCAUCCUCUUGCUGCAUCAACAAACUGAACGCGUCCUAUUUCCCACAAGAACAGAAAAGCCAACAAGACCUCACCUGUCCAUCUUCGUCCUACGCUGCAUUUCAAAACAUCCAAGGGCCCUUGGGGCAGCUACACGCCUCUACUUCGGCCGUCGACUUGAGCCCAUGAAUCCACGCAGUCCGCUUCGAGGAAACGCGUCCACGUCCACGUCCACGUCCUAGCCAUGUAUCUACCCCGCUCGCUGAUAUCGAAGCUCUAUCUGCACCUCCAGAACACGCGCCAUCCCCUCUCACCACCCGUUCUCAUUCUCGCCGCCCUCGAACCCGACGCCCUGUGCGCGUGCCGAAUCCUGACGCGCCUCCUGAAGCAUGACUACAUCCCGCACAAGAUCCAGCCCAUCUCCGGCUAUGCCGAUCUCGAACGCGCCGGCCGGGACCUGGUCCAGCCCAUGAUGGAGUCGAAUGGCGGGAGUGGCGGCGUGGUGGUCAGCUUGGGUGUCGGCGGCAUGGUCGACCUCGGUUCCCUGCUGGGACUCGAGCCCGAGGGCGGAGAGGCGACAGCGACGUUUUCCGGCGUCGAGGUCUGGAUUUUCGACUCCCACCGUCCGUGGAACUUGGGAAACGUCUUUGGCGGCUACCGUCUCGAGCCUGCCUCGGAGGAAACGCAAACGGAAACGGAAACGGCAACGGUAACGAGCGCCUUGUCGACCAGGUGUCCCCCCGGUGCCAGCCGGGGUCGAAUCGACCGCUCUUACACCCCCGGCAAGGGAGGCAUUAUCGUCUUCGAUGACGGGGACAUAGAGGACGGCCUUGAGGCGGAACGGGAAGCCUACAUGAGUUUGCUUGACAUGCCCGACGUGGAAGACGAUGGUGAGGACCUUGGCAACAUCGACGACGAACAAGACGAGGACCUUUUUUCCGAGGAUUCUGUCCGUGUUGGUCAGAAGAGGAAAAGCUGGUCAGACCGGGGAGAAGAGGAGUCGAGCGGCGAUGAGGACCGUCCAGCCCAGCGCAGGAGGAGCAACUCGUCCAAUUCGAUACCCUCCUCUCCUCAACGACUACCACAGAGGGGCGGCCUCUUAUCAUUAAGAGGAAAUCAAACUUCAGCCCUUUCUAGCGACCCCCUCGAACCCCCGUCAGCAGCUCAACCACCGCCAGCGCCAUCCACCAGAACUCUCCGACGCCGCCUCCUGCGACUGCGAAGGCAGAACGAGCGCGUGCUACAAAACUACUACAACAUGGGAGCGUCCUUCUCCGAGCCGAUAUCGUCCAUGAUGUAUUCCCUCGCGUCGGACCUCGGCCGGGAAGACAACGAUCUCCUCUGGCUCACCAUCGUAGGCGUCACCUCGAUGGAGCUCUACGGCCGGUCGUCAGCCGGCAUCGCCGUGCCCGUGCGCAGCUCGGACCGCGCGCACGGCACAGGCUGGAUGGGCAUCCGGGGCACGCGGAUCCGCCAGCUGCUGCGCGACGAAGUCCGACGCCUCAACCCGCCGGACCUGAGCAGCAGCGGCAACCCGCGCAACGCAAUCGAGAACACCGGCAUCAUCCCCACGACGGCGCGGAGCCCGGAGGACACCUCGAUCCGCCUGUCGCCCGAGCCGCGGUUCCUCCUCAUCCGCCACUGGAGCCUGUACGACAGCAUGCUCCACUCCCCCUACCUCUUCUCGCGCCUGAAGACGUGGAGCGAGCCGGGCCUCAAGCGGCUCCACAAGCUGCUCGCCAAGAUGGGCGUCAGCCUCGCCCAGUGCAAGCAGAGCUAUGCGCACAUGGACAUGAUGCUGAAGCGGGAACUCCGCACCAAGCUGCUCAAGUACGCGUCGCUCUACAACCUGGACGACAUGGUCCCGCCGGUGGACUCGGACGGCCGGGACCGGGCCGGGGCGAAGGACGGCUGGGGAUUCGUACGGAGCUGGGGGUGGCGGGCCACGCUGAGUGCGCAGGACGUUGGUGUUAUCAUCGGCGCGCUCUUGGAGGUGGGGAAACCCGUGGAUGGCGCGGCGCAGUCGGCGCCUGAGACGGUGCUCGACGCGGAAGAUGACGGCACUGCGGCUGAGGGCGAGGAGUGGAUUCGUCGCUUUUGGGAGGCCUAUGAUGCGCUGGAGAACAUCGAGAGCCUCAAGGCCGGCCUGCCCACGGCCCAGUUCCUCCACCGGGCCAUCUACCGCACGGGCACCUCCCUCAUCAACAAGAAGCAGAUCCGCCACCUCCGCGCCUUCCGCAUGUGCGUCGUCAAGGACGGCCCGGACGUAUCGCUCUUCACCCACCCGGCGGCGCUGACCAAGCUGGCCCUCUGGAUCGGGGAGGCGCUCGUCGAACAGGAAAGGGACACCACGGGACGCCUCUCCCACGGCGGGCGCGGCACGCCCCUCGUCGUGGCCAGCCUCAACGAGAAGCGGGGCGUCUACGUCGUCGUGGGGACGGGGGGCGGAGGGGGGCCCGAUACGACGUUCCUGGACCGCGAGGCGGCGCGGAAACGGAAGCAGGCGCGGGAGGAGAGGACGAAGGCCAAGGAAGAGGCGCGUCGAAACAAGGCGAAGGUUCGGGAGGAGAAGAGGGCGGCGCGGAAAGCUGCUGCUGGCGGCGAUGGAAAUGGUGGCAAUGACGAUGCGGACGAGCUCGAGACGGAGUCUGAGGGGUCGGAUUCUGAGUCCGAGUCGAGCGAUGACGAUGAUGACGAUGACGACGUGGGACAGAAGCGGGAGCGGGGGUACGGCCUUAAUAAAUUCGGGUCGGCCUUUCAGGAGGUGGUGGCGGAGACCAAUGCGCGUGUGCGGAUUGAUAGCUUUGAACACUGCGUGGUGGAAGUGCGCAAGGAGGACCUGGGGGGGUUUCUUGAGAGUUUGAGCAUGAAGGCUGUGGUGGGAUGAGAUGCUGUCUCUUUCUUCGUCUCUCUCUCUCUCUCUUUCUCGCUCUCUCUCUCUCUCUAUGAUGGCGGCUGGAGUUCUGUCGUGGGUUUGUUUGUCUCUUCAUCUUGUCGUUCGGCAUGGGGCAUGGGUUUGGCGAAGCAAUGUUCUCAACUCUCUCACUGCUUCCCUCCGUUUCUCUCCUUGCCUUAUAUCUCGCUCAAUUGUGUGCAUUGGAGCAUGGACGGAGCAUGGACGGAAGAUGGAAGGUAGAUCAUAUCGUUCUGGGAUCUGAAGGGCACCCAUGCUUUAGAGUGCGGCCAUGGGAAGCAGGGUAGGUAGCAUGCGAAGCCAUCGGCAUAUGAUCACUUGGUUCACGAAACCUCAUGAGCCCAGAUGUUCAUUGCAACUUGCUAUGUUGGAAGCCAUGUGGUACCGGACACGGCAGCGCAGAGCAGCGUAUAAUUGAUGCCAGAAUAGACCGGAU